AUGGGUCUGGUGGCACUGCGGGAGAUUGCGCGCCUCCCGCGCCCAUCUGCCCUCCCCCCCUCGACGCUGCUCCUCGAGACGCCGAGCACCAUCGCCAUAUUCGACAAGUAUCCCAAGGCCCACUACCAUGUGCUGGUCAUGCCCCGGCUCCCCCAUCCAGACUUGAAAGAUAGCGAUCUCGAUAGCCUCGCGAGUCUCCUGCGAAGUGGAAAGGCGAGGAAUGUGCUGCAUGAGUUGGCAGAGGCGGCCGCAGAAGUCGAGGAGAUGGUGCGCGACGAAAUGGUCAAGACUACUGGUGUGGCUUGGGGGUUGAAUAUGGGUUUCCAUGCGGUACCGUCUAUGCACCACCUCCAUCUCCACGUCAUCUCCGACGACCUGUGCAGCCCAACCCUAAAGACCAAGAAACACUACAACUCGUUCCGGCCUGACCUGGGCUUCUUCGUCAGCCUGCGCGAGGUACGCUCGUGGCUCGACUCGGACUGGGGAGACCGUGCCGAGACUCUGGCCGCCAAGGAGGCACUGCUGCGCGAACCCCUCACAUGCUUCAAGUGUGGUGAGGGGGUUGCGAAUAUCCCAGCACUUAAGGAGCACCUUGGGGAGGAGUUUGAGAGGGAGAAGACGGGGCGAUAG
Messenger RNA from Cutaneotrichosporon cavernicola, 630 nucleotides. RefSeq lists its product as uncharacterized. Gene Ontology annotation, molecular function: double-stranded RNA binding; single-strand break-containing DNA binding; DNA 5'-adenosine monophosphate hydrolase activity. Bases 1 to 630 code for a protein of 209 amino acids. Lineage: Eukaryota; Fungi; Basidiomycota; Tremellomycetes; Trichosporonales; Trichosporonaceae. Gene Ontology annotation, cellular component: nucleus. The transcript has 3 exons. Gene Ontology annotation, biological process: single strand break repair. The record is from RefSeq and is a predicted model, not a curated record.